GGAUCGAGCGGAGAGAACCAGGCGAGAGAGUUUGAGAGAUUUUUUUUUUAACGAUUUUCCAUAUCUUCGAGCAUUUUCAAUCAGGAGUCGGAGAUCACAAAGAAGGGCUCGGAACGGUAGCUCUUCCCCCUCUCUCAGGAUGAACAUAGAUGAACUUCCUCUGGAGGUGAUUACCAGUAUAUUCUGCAGGCUGCCUGGUAAAGACUUGGCCAUUGUGGCCCAAACAUGCAAGGAAUUUCACGAAGCUUCUCUGGUCGAGGCCGUCUGGCUAUUAAAAUGCAAAGAAGAAUUUGGUGUUGAUGCAGAACUACAGGAACCGGAAGUGGAGUCAUACCGACAGCUUUAUACAAAAGUUCUAUAUCCCUAUGGGCAUUUACUUGGUGUAUGGCAGGCUCAGAGGGGUCCAUAUGGAGGUUUGGUCAAAAUCCAGAUGACCGAAGGAAUGAUCAAAGCUGUCCAGUACUACACACCCGUUGACCCCAGGGUCUACCUGCCCAUCAGGGUCAAGGACUUGUUCCAGGUCAGACUUGACCCGCAGGAUGGCCUGGCUCAUUUAGAGUGCCUGAAGGGGAAGGGUGGACCACAUAAACUAGGAAUCUCGCGGAAAUCUUCAGAAUCAGAUCCUGAAUUCACAUUAAAUUGUUAUGAACCAAAGAAACAUGGGGCAUCAAUGUUCCAUGAUUUGAUCAUGGAGGAACUAGAUGAUCUCACCAUUGAUGAGUUCCAUGUGGAUCAUCUUAAGAUGAAGUAUAUGAAGCUCGAAGAAUUUGAUUCCAUCUGCACCUUCAAGAGUCUGGAACCCCCCAAGACUGUAGACAACAUGCCAGUCAAACCAGGGAUCUUCAAAGGAACAUACGGAGGGCAUGGGAUCGAGCUCAUCUACGUGACGUACGUGGGCAACCGCAUGAUGGGAAUGAAAAUCACGGGUGAUCCCAAUGUGCCUGCUACCAAGGUCUCUUUGGAGGUCCAUCUCGACAAGCCUAUGGUCCUGGACCUGGUCCAGCAGGAGAGCGUACACGCUUUAGAGGACCUGGACCUGCAGAUCGUCAGACCAUCCUCCGAACAACCACAGGAGUCGCAACCCUUCCGCCUUUCCUCGGAGGUACAUGAUCGUGGUAUGUCCUUGUUGGGUGAAGAGACGGGACUUGAUCUGAGAAGAUGCAAACAAAGAUUCUAUGGUACAGGAUUGAUUGCUAUGUCAGGAUUCAGGGAUGCUGAGAGGACGCCAGCCCACUGUAUUAUCUUCAAUGAAGACGUUAUGGCUUUCCUCUGGUUAAAGCUAAAAUCGGUCAGUAUUUACAGCAGAGUGAAAGAGGACAUAUGGUCGUGACCGACUCCAUCUUCUCCGUCGAAAGUCAAAUGGUGCGAUGCCGAAGGUACUUCAUGAGGCUUGCUCCCUGACCCGAUGCAAACACAAUGACCAGUCAGACAAGCGUUUAGAGUGUACGACUCUUCCUUUAAUGGGUGAAGGAUAGAGAGGCAGGCAGUGGGCGCUGAGCGAUGUUCCAGUAUUUCCUCCGGGCCAUAUUUCCUCAAAGAUAUAGCAAUAGUCAUGAUGAUAGCUUCAUUUGUAACAUACCUAUGCUCAAGGUGCCUACAAAGUGCUAAUAUGAUAUACAAAUGAUGCAUGCGCACGAGUUCAUUAUACGAUCUAUCCACACUGAAGUUGAGGCCAUGUGUAUCUAUUGCACAAAGCUGUUAGGCUGAGUGCGAUAGAUACACACAGCAUCAAGAAGGCUGGAUUG
Molecule: messenger RNA, 1745 nt
Organism: Strongylocentrotus purpuratus (purple sea urchin)
Lineage: Eukaryota; Metazoa; Echinodermata; Echinoidea; Camarodonta; Strongylocentrotidae
Gene: fbxo31
Product: F-box only protein 31
Exons: 9
Coding region: 140-1330 (396 amino acids)
Molecular function (GO): protein binding
Source: RefSeq, a predicted model, not a curated record